AUGCCGAGAGAAGCAUGGCCAUUGUGUCGUUCCCUGUAUUGCGAGAAGUUCAUGUACACAAUUAGCCUUCAAGCAUUGCAAAAACAAGUGAAUGCUGCAAUCACUAAUACUACAGGUCGUCCAUGUUUGCAAAAGCCGUUUUUAGGGGAGACAACAAAGCGUGUCAAGAUACGUAAUACGUACUUCGUACGUUACAUGUGUCUAAGCUUUAUCUACAUGCUGCAUAUUUCUAGUUUUUCCAAAGCAGAAGUACCUUGUACUGACGCAAAAAGACCAAGGAUGUGA
Molecule: messenger RNA, 285 nt
Organism: Thelazia callipaeda (thelaziosis nematode)
Lineage: Eukaryota; Metazoa; Nematoda; Chromadorea; Rhabditida; Thelaziidae
Source: the annotation of a GenBank genome assembly